UGACGUGAACCUUAGUCCAAGAUCUGAGCAUGUCUGAUCAUUACGUGUACCAAAAAUGACACAUCAAGGCUCACAACAAUUGUAGGUUUUGUCUAAUUGGGUUGUGGCUUGGAAUUUUUUUAUUUUAGUUUUGUGGAUUUGUGUCGGGGCCAGGAACGACCACAAUCUUUCACGCAUCUACUGCCAGUAUCAACUUGAAGACCAUAAUUAUUCUGUUCAGCAACUGUCCGGAAAUGGCGCCAUCUGGAUAUGAUGCUUCGCCUUACGACCACGACAAGUGGGGCUGGGUCAUGGUGGCCACCUUGUUCAUCUGCAAUUUGGUGGUGUAUGGUAACUUGAAAGCACUGGGCGUCCUCCUCAUUCCCAUGACCAACGACCUGGACAGCGAUCUGUGGCUUGUCGGCUUGAUCGCCGUCUUCUACGGAAUAAUGAAUAGAUGUAUGGGGCCUGUCGUCGCAGCUGCGUGUCGCCUGCUGGGCAGCCGUCCCAUGAUGGUGUUUGGUGGACUUCUUAGUACGCUAGGCUUCAUGUUGACGUCGAUAUCAACCAGUGUUUUUGCAGUGGCUGUUUUUAUUGUUGGAUUAUCAGGUGUUGGUUCUGCAUUUAGUCUGUUCAUCAACACUGCAACUAUGGCUUCAUACUUUAAGGAGAAUUAUCCUUUGGCUAUUGGAAUAUCAACGAUGGGCGUUCCUGCUGGCGUGAUGGUUUACGGGCCCAUGACCCAGGUACUUCUUGACACCUAUGGCUGGAGAAGAACCAUGCUCUUACUGGGAGGUAUCUCCUUUCAUCUGGUGGCGUGUGCUGUGCUUAUGCGACGCAAUCCACCUUCCUCUGCACCAGACACGGAAAAAUACCAGGAGGUUGCAGUCAGUGAUGAGGAAGAAAAGAAGGACAACAGUUCAAACUAUCGUGAACAUAGGGCGAGGCAGUGUUGCCAAAACAUCCUGAAAGCAAUCGAUUUGGUACUGUUGACGGAUGUGAGGCUUGUGUUGCUGAUCUGCGCUGGAUGUACGGCUUCUCUCACCUACAGAGCAUGGCUGGUGUACAUGGUGCCGCACGGGCAGUUUCAGGGCCUGAGCGAUUUUGAGGCAUCGUUUCUGCCCACCUCGUACGGAGUGGGUAACGCCAUGGGCAAGCUGAUAAUGCCCUUUUUGCAGCAGGUCGGUAUAAAACCAUCCAUGGCACUAUGGGCGUGUUUCGGGGCGAGCGUCGUGUGUGUAUCGUUCCUCCUACACGCCUUCGUCAGACCUUUCAUCGGACAGUUGGUGAUUACCGGACUCGUAGGCGUUGGUUACGCCUUGACGUAUCAAGCAAAUGACGUUAUGAUACGGUUCCUUCAUGCUGAUGACCGGUUUGUUAGUGUACUGGGUUGGCAGGGAGUGUUUGUUGGCGUUGCUGGGAUACUCGGCGGAUUGAUAUCAGGAUGGGUUUAUGAGUGGACUGGCAGUUUCAGCAUAGCCCUGUGCAUUUUCAGUGGAGUGAUAUUGCUGUCAAUUCCCUUGUUCCUGGCCGAGGCUAUCUACGCCAAGCGAAAGGCACACUAAGAAUGGAUCAUUGGUGGUGGAUGACCAAGGUUUCUUCUGGCUUGAUCGAGCUACACUGCAGUGCCUAUAGGGCACUUUUGAGGGUUUCUUGGUUUCAUUAUACAAUAAAAAUAUAACUCAAUAAAAUAAGCAAUAGCAGUAAUUAUUA
Messenger RNA from Patiria miniata (bat star), 1692 nucleotides. Its product is annotated as monocarboxylate transporter 11-like. Gene Ontology annotation, molecular function: monocarboxylic acid transmembrane transporter activity. The transcript is spliced from 5 exons. The record is from RefSeq and is a predicted model, not a curated record. Bases 234 to 1544 code for a protein of 436 amino acids. Lineage: Eukaryota; Metazoa; Echinodermata; Asteroidea; Valvatida; Asterinidae. Gene Ontology annotation, biological process: transmembrane transport; monocarboxylic acid transport.